AUGCACGCUGUUGGCCCCAUCACCGUCUUGUUUCUCAUGCUCAUUGUUUUCUUGUUACCCAAAGAACAUGUGUGCAGCCGAACCGCAGAAUAUGCACAGCCAAUCUCUAAUUUGUGGAAUGCUCUGGUUGAAUUUGGUGCGUACCCACGGUGGAGGUCAAAUGUGACAAAAGUCGAGACGAACCUACCGGGUCAUAUUCCGCCCGACGGGUUUGAAUGGUUUCGCGAAUUUUCUUCACAUGGAAAUAUCAAAUAUCGCAUAGUCGAACGUUGGGAGGGUAAGUUAUUGAAGAGAGAGAUCGUCCGCGAAAAGGGCAUGUACAUUAGCGGCUCCUGGACCAUUCAUCUCGAGCAAGUAAGCAAGGAUAUUACCCGGGUAACCAUCAUUGAACAUACCAGUGUUCAUAAAACCUUGGCCAAAAUAACUGGAUUGUUCACGGGGUUCAGUAAGGAUAUUGACACGUUUUUGAUGGAUCUAGGGAAGAAAUUUGGCCAAGUCGUAUCAAUCAAAAAUGGAAAAAUACAAAAAAAAGAGGUGAUCAAUGGGUUAGGCGGCAAAAGAACUUAA
Acaulospora colombiana is the source of this 567-nucleotide messenger RNA. Lineage: Eukaryota; Fungi; Glomeromycota; Glomeromycetes; Diversisporales; Acaulosporaceae. The record is from the annotation of a GenBank genome assembly.